This is a messenger RNA of Galleria mellonella (greater wax moth), 2194 nucleotides long. RefSeq lists its product as uncharacterized. Gene Ontology annotation, molecular function: DNA binding. The transcript has 2 exons. The record is from RefSeq and is a predicted model, not a curated record. NCBI's taxonomy places the organism in Eukaryota, Metazoa, Arthropoda, Insecta, Lepidoptera, Pyralidae. The coding region runs from base 635 to 2191 and encodes 518 amino acids.
UCCCCAAUAAAUUGUUGCAUGUGACUGAUGAUGUGAGCAUGUUCGUUUCAUAAUAAAAAUGUUGCCAGGUAACCAAAAAGUCGUAUGUUUUUGUGCGAAUUACGAUCAUAAUCUUUACGAUCGUACAUUAAAAAAUAGACAAAUAAUAGUAUGAGUACGAUUUAAAUCGUAUAUCUGUCAACCCUGCUAGCAAGACAGCGACAAAAUCACGUUGCAUAACAAUGUAGCCCAAGCUUAUAUCUUAUGAAAUAUACGGAAGAGAUACGGACUUAGAAAAAAACAGAAAUGUUGUUCUUUGUGGAAGUCAUUGAUGAAAUUCUAUGUAUUUUAGCCCGCAAACUUUCUUCAAACAAAAACAGCGCCAUCUAGUAUCGAGUUCUGUAAUUAUCUCUUUGUUUAUGGAUUUGAAGUAAGACCGCCACGCAUGCAAUACAUUAUGACUGGGGAUUCCCCUAUUCGUCGACGCUGAAUAUGAGGCGACGACAAUCACUGUCAAACGUGUUCACUAUUACUCUGACUCUGGUAACGUGACUUCCUGGUAACGUGUUAGGUAGGAAAAGCAGUAAAAAAGUGCAUAUUAAGGGAGCAGAUUUGAAAUAAUAUUUAUACUUAACAAGAAAUAAUUAAAGGUUCAAUGGGGAGACCUAAAGAUUUACGCAUAUGGGAGCACUACCGUACUUUACCAAACAAGUCUGUUUCUUGCAAGCUUUGUAAUAAGGUCUACAAAUUCAGUAAUGCUGCCAAAAUGCUUCAACAUCUUAUCACUUGUCCAAAAUCUCCAGAAACAUUAAAAGACUCUAUGAAACUUAUAAAAGAUAGCUCGUCCAAAACCAAAAUGUCUGGACUGUCAGAGAUAGAGACAAAUGAUUCUUUUAUAAGCCCCUCGUCGUCUGCUAACACUACAAUAAAUGCUGAGUUUCAAGACACCGAUGAUCAUAUAAAAACAGAAUUAGCGAGAGCUAUAUUUGUAACAGGGACGCCAUUAUCGAUGGUGCAACAUCCUUUAUGGAUACAAUUUUUCGAAAAAUUGCAACCAAAAUUUAAAAUACCUUCACGUAAAGCUUUAGCGACAAAAUACUUAGAUAAAAUAUAUAGAGAAAUGCGUUUUGAGUUAAAUGAGGAACUAAAUGCUUGUAGUUACUUACACCUUCAGUGCGAUGGCUGGUCUAAUUUAAGAAAUGAAGGAAUAAUAAACUUUCUUAUAUCAAAACCUCAACCUGCAUACGUUAAAAGUUUGAAUACAGAAAGUAAUCCUCACACUAGUGAAUACCUUAGCCAAGAAGUUGAAAAAGUAAUGAAAGUGUAUGGAGCAAAUAAGUUUCUUGUACUUAUUGGCGAUAACGCUAGAAAUAUACAAAAGGCAUUCGAAUUAACAAAACUCAAAUAUCCACAUGUUGUUCCUCUCGGUUGCUGUGCACAUAUCCUUAACUUGUUGUGCCAAGAUAUUGUAAAGAUACAAGAAGUAACUGUGUUUAUUAUGCAAGCCAUAAAUAUAAUAAAAACUGUUAAAAGGAGUCAACGAUUAAGUUCCUUGUUGAUAAAAUCAAGGCAGGGUGAAGAUUCUACACAAACACUAAAAUUGCCUUGUGCUACAAGAUGGGGAAGUCAUGUUACUUCGUUAAAAAGUUUGAAAGCAAAUAAGAUAGCUUUGCAAAUAUUAACAGUUAGAGAAGAUGUGGUAAUUUCAAGAGAUAUUAAAGAUUUAAUUCUAAGUGAUGAUUUCUGGACGAAGACAGGGGAAUGUAUAAGUAUUUUGGAACCAGUCACUGAAAGCAUAUUUUACUUAGAGAGCGACCAGAAUCGUUUGCAUCGCACAUACAUUACAUUUAGAGAUGUACAAGCUAAGAUACGUUUUGCAUUAAAUGAGAUUUCGACAUUGAGCGAAGAAAGCAAACAGCAGAUUCUAACAUCAGUAUCUUCAAGAUGCAAUAUGGCAAUGAGGCCAAUACAUUUUGCAGCAUAUAUUCUAGACCCCAGGACUCUAGGAGUCGAACUUACUCAAGAGGAAGAACUUAAGGGUAUGGAGUUUAUCUACAAUUUAAGCCAACACUUAAGUUUGUCAAAUGUAAUGGCAGAUUUGGCGUGUUAUAAAGCUAAAGAAAACUUUUGGGCCAGAGGAUUUGUAUGGAGCUCAUUAGAUAGCAUUGAGCCCCUAUAUUGUGGAAAGGUAUUUGUGGUUCCACUGAUUUAAUAA